CGGAGCCUGCCGAAAUUGGUGCUGCUCUCCAGGCUGUGUUUAGGGAGGGUGUGUGUUUAUGGUCGUGAAAACGCUUUCGAAGCCGCGAAUUAUUUUGGUGCCCUGACUGUUUCUUCGCGGUGAUAUAACACGGCCGCUUGUUCUUACCUUAGACUAUCGCGUUCUUCGCCAACGGAUACGUGCUGACUCCGCGAUAGCGGCGAGAAGUUACGAUGCCGGUGUUCCACACGAAGACGAUAGAGAGCAUACUCGAACCUGUAGCACAACAGGUUUCCAGGUUGGUGAUCCUUCAUGAAGAAGCCGAAGAUGGCAAUGCCAUGCCGGACCUUGAGCGGCCGGUCAAGGCCGUCAGCAUGGCUGUCUCCAACCUUGUCAAGGUUGGCCGGGAGACCAUCAACAGCAGCGACGACCAGAUCCUACGCCAAGACAUGCCAGCAGCUCUGCACCGCGUGGAGCAGUCGUCGAAGCUGCUCGAGGAGGCAUCCGCUCUACUCAAGGCAGAUCCAUACUCCCAACCGGCCAGGAAGAAGCUCAUUGAGGGAGCUAGAGGAAUUCUGCAGGGGACAUCCGCGCUGCUGCUGUGCUUCGACGAGUCUGAAGUGCGCAAGAUCAUCCGAGAGUGCAAAAAGGUCCUGGACUACCUGGCUGUGUCCGAGGUCAUAGAGUCCAUGGAGGACCUCGUUCAGUUUGUCAAGGACAUGAGCCCUUGCCUGACAAAGGUUUCGCGGGACGUGGACGCCCGCGAGAAGGAGCUGACGCACCAGGUGCACCGAGAGAUCCUGGUGCGCUGCCUGGACUCGGUCAAGGUCUUGGCACCCAUCCUCAUCUGCAGCAUGAAGAUCUUUGUCCAGAUCCUGGCACAGUCGGGCAAGGGUGUGGAGGAGGCUGCGGAAAACCGCAACUACCUGGCCCUCCGAAUGACGGAAGAGAUCAACGAGAUUGUCCGUGUCCUGCAGCUGACCACCUAUGACGAGGAAGAGUGGGACGCCGACAACCUCACUGUCAUGAAGAAGGCACAGAACGCAAUAGCGGGAAAGCUGCAGUCGGCACACGACUGGCUGGAGGAUCCAACGGCGGUGACCGGAGGUGUUGGCGAGAAGUCGGUGCGACACAUCCUGGAGUAUGCCAAGCGCGUAGCGGACCGGUCGCUGCCCGCCGACGCCGACGCCAUCCGCAAGCUCUGUGGGGACCUGGAGUCCAUGACCAACGCCCUGUGCGAGCUGCGGCAGGAGGGCAAGGGCACCUCACCCCAGGCACAGUCUCUGGCUCGUGGGGUGGGGCUGAGGCUGCGCGAGCUGAACCAGUUGCUGAGUCAGGCCAUCACCAACGUGGAGCGCAGUGGCAUUCAGCAGCUCGCCCACACGGUCGGCGGGCGCGUGGAGCAGGCGCUCAAGUGGCUUGUCAACCCCGGACUGUCCGACCGCGGACUCGGGGAGCACGCCAUUCAGCUAACUGUGGAGGAAGGCAGGCGCACCGCCGAGAGCUGCCCGAUGCCGCAGCGAGCCGAGAUCGUCCAGCUGUGCAACGAGAUCGACUCGCUCACCAGGAAACUUAAGGACCUCUGCAGGCGUGGGCAGGGAAAUUCGCCCGAGGCUCAACAGACGGCGCGCCUCAUCUCGUCCAAGCUGCUGGAACUGAAGAACAAAAUUCAGAAGGCCCUCGUCAACAGAGUGGUGGAGGACUUCAUCGACAUCACCACUCCGCUGAAACUGUUCACCGAAGCCGUUCACGCUCCAGAAGGGACGCCCAACAGGGAAGCCAACUUCCAAGACAAGGCCCGCAACCUGACAGAGUUCUCGCAGAAGGCGGCGCGCACGGCACGCAACGUCGCGCUCGGCGGUGCUUCCAACAAGAAGCUCGCCGAGGCACUCCUUUCGUCGGCAGCCCAGGUGGAGAGCCUUACACCACAGCUGGUGAAUGCAGGUCGCAUCCGAAUGACCUACCCCGACAACAAGGCCGCGGAUGAACAUUUCGAGAAUCUGCACAAGCAGUACUCGGAGAGCAUGAUGCACAUGCGAAACCUGGCCGACGAAGCCACCGACACGGCAAGCUUCGUCAAGGUUACCGAGGACACGAUCCUGCGGCACACGGAGAUGUGCGAGGACGCCAUGGCGCGCCAGCUGCCCCAACAGAUGGUGGACAACACGUCGAGCAUUGCCCGCCUCUCCAACCGGGUGCUCAUGGUGGCCAAGCAGGAGUCGGACAACUCCGAGGACCCCAUCUUCAUCGGGCGAGUCAACCAGGCCGCCGACACCCUCCAGGGAACGGUCACUCCAAUGAUCCAGAACGCCAAGGCGGUGGCCACCAAGAUCACGGAUCCAGUGGCCCAGACCCGUUGGAGGGAAUCCAACAAGGCGCUCAUCAAUGCGGUGGGCCAGGUGCGUCAGGCCGUCACGGUUACCCCCGAGGAAGAGCUCCUGCCUCACCUGAUGGGACUCCAGGCCAACGCAAAACCGAGGGCGCAGGAGAUAAGGCUCCCCGACUUUAACGAGAUGUUUAACGUGAAGAUCGAGCCUCUCGCUCAGACCGAGAAACAGCAGCCACCCAAGCGAGAGCCAGUGGAGGCCCCGUUUCACAAGUCGUCCAUGAUUCGGGAAUUGCAGGAGCAGGUCUAUCCCGCAGAUGCUCCGCCGAGGCCGCCCCUCCCCGGAUCGGGCGACCGGGCUCCCCCACGCCCUCCCCCGCCCUGCGAGACGGACGACGAGUUCGAGGAACGAUUCCCGCCGCCGCAGCCCAACCAACCCAUUAUGAUAGCGGCUCACGGCCUGCACCAGGAGGUUCGGCAGUGGUCCAGCAAGGACAACGAGAUCAUUGCGGCUGCCAAGAGAAUGGCCAUCCUGAUGGCUCGCCUCAGCCAGCUUGUCCGGGGCGAGGGUGGCACCAAGAAGGACCUGAUUGCCUGCGCCAAGCAGAUUGCCGAGGCAUCGGAAGAAGUGACCCGUCUCGCAAAGGAGCUGGCACGCAUGUGCACCGACAAGCGCAUGAGGACUAACAUCCUGCAAGUCUGCGAGCGCAUCCCCACCAUCGGGACCCAGCUGAGAAUUCUGUCCACCGUGAAAGCGACCAUGCUCGGUGCUCAGGAGCCUAUUCCGACGCCCGAUGGAAGCGAGAUCAUUUGCGGUACGGAAGAGGACCAGGAAGCGACGGACAUGUUGGUCGGCAACGCCCAAAACCUGAUGCAGUCGGUCAAGGAGACCGUCCGGGCCUGCGAGGCGGCGUCCAUCAAGAUCCGCACGGACUCCGGACUUCGCGUCCGCUGGAUCCGCAAGCAGCCGUGGUACCAGUAUUAGAGGCGACGGAACUUCGCCCUCCCCCCUCCCCCGGCCGACUCCAUCCACCAUGCGAAUCGGACGACGCAUUUAGGGGAACCUCGGAGACUCCCGUCCCCACGCGCGUGCUUUUACCCUGUCCGUCUUCCCUCCUCGCUAUAGAUGCAGUGUCCGGAGCGCGGCUCCGACAGGUGUGCUUGCCGUGUCCUCCAAAGUGGUCUCUCCGUUUCCGACCGACGUCUUAAAGCUGUCCCGCCGUUACUUGCUGCGACGGACGCAGCACACUUGUUCUGCGCGGGUCACUCUGCAGCUGGGCAGUCGACGAGAACCAAAGCAGACACGAGUUGGGACGCCGCGACGACGGCGGCCCUUGUGUACGCUUGACUUUUUUCUUUGCUGGCAUUUCUGCGUUCAAUCCGUCGGGGCUGCGACAUUCGUGGCGUGCUGGCUCCUGCGACACAGUCUUGUAGCCACUUCAAGACCACUUUCGAUAUGUCAGAGGGAUAGGACGUAAACACACCGGUCAAAGGAGUGUUCCGGGCACUGCGCUAGACACGAGAAACCACACUGCCUCGGGAGGAAGUUUAAAAACGAGAACUUAGAAAGAUGCCUUAUUUUAGCUUUUGUGUCUUAUGGUGUGCCCCCGGUGCAAUUAUUUUUUAAUCGGAGUCGCGACGAUCACGGUUUUUCGUAGUUUACUUGUAACGGAUUGUGGCACGUCUGCGAGCUGUGCAAUUGAUGUUUUGCUUUUUUCCACGAUUUUUGGGAACAAAAUCGUGCAGCAGACAACGAUAAACAUGCUUGUGUGUCCCAUGAAUCCAUUAGUUUCUGGCAAUUUGUUAUUGGUUAGUUCAAAAAAAGAAGUCUGUGAAAUGUGUUAUCUACAGCGACCUUCAGUGAGGUCUUUUUUUCUUAGAAGUCCCAACAAGUUGUUGCUUUUACGUGAAAAUCUACCUAAUACAACAGGGUACCUUACACUUCGGAAGAAGAUAAUUCAUACUAACCGAAGUGGGGAGGGAAGAUUACGCUAAACUACCUACUGUUCUCCGUGCACAUCACGAAAAUCGAGUGCAGUUUUCGAAACGUGGCACCCACCCAAGUUUCAGCAGCCUUCUAUUUUCUCGCAGCUUCGAGGCCACACAUUCUUUAGAUCUCAUGCCGAGUACUAUGUAGAUUUAGGCCAUUUUUAUAGGCUGUGCACUUGCUGCGUCAUGCAGUCCUCACCUCUAACCAUUUCUCGAGAGUUUGUCGUUUGUGUAGGCUAUCCUAGCAUGGUCUCCCAAGCUUUUGUGCGACAACAUCGCCGCUUCGUUUGUGGUGCAUUUGGACACCACGUUUUAUUAUUUAAUUGAAACGCCCAGUCGACGAGUUCUUUGUGGGGCUACUUCUGAAAACGGAGAAGUUUUGCGUGGUCCCUCUUUUAAUUGACUGCUUGCUUUAAUAGGAAGAGUAAAUGCCAACACGCAUUCACUCUGCUUUUAGCGAUGUUUUACUGUGUUUUGAGAUGCGGGGUGUUGAUUUUCCUCUCACAAGACGGUUGUGCCAUAAAUUGAAUGUAUUGUGUCCGUUAACUGUUAUCGACUCAUUUUCAACGACAGAUCUUAGACUAGUGGCCGGUGAAUCGAAGAGACUUCGUCAACAUGUGUCGUAUACACAAGUUCAACGGAGCAGGGAGCGGUUCACGAAUAAUGAAUGCAUUUAAUGGCAACGUAGAACUUUUUGUAUGCGCCAAACGACACCUAGGCAUUGAGGAGGGUUAGAGAGACUUUGCACUAAAAUGUAGCAACAUGUUUUGCUCUUUCAGAAUAUGCAAGAACUGCCAGUGCCUUGUUUUAGCCGUGCUUCUUUCGUUUGGCGUACUUUGGCAAUUUUUUAUCACGGGAAAUCGCUGCGCUGCAUCGUACCGUGUGCUUUUUACACGUCAUUGCAAUAACUGACUCUAUUUACAACUUUGCGUAGUGCUAAUAAAGUAAUUACCACACUUA
This is a messenger RNA of Ixodes scapularis (black-legged tick), 5254 nucleotides long. RefSeq names its product vinculin (gene Vinc). The coding region runs from base 213 to 3290 and encodes 1025 amino acids. Gene Ontology annotation, cellular component: actin cytoskeleton. NCBI's taxonomy places the organism in Eukaryota, Metazoa, Arthropoda, Arachnida, Ixodida, Ixodidae. The transcript has 25 exons. The record is from RefSeq and is a predicted model, not a curated record. Gene Ontology annotation, molecular function: actin filament binding; structural molecule activity. Gene Ontology annotation, biological process: cell adhesion.